UAUCAAGUAAAAUGAGGUACGUCUAAAAUGAGUCUGUCAAAAACACUAUUUUAAGUCCAUCAAUAAUGUCAUUACUUCCUCUCUUUUAUAUAUAGUACCAUAACCUUCCGCCCCUUUAUUUAUUUCAACAUCUUUGUCACAGUAGUGGGAGAGUAGAGUAGCUUAAGUAGUUCCGACCGACAAAGAGGAGAAGAAAAAUGGAGGAAGAACAAGAGUAUCUUUUCAAGAUUGUGGUGAUUGGGGACUCUGCCGUUGGCAAAUCCAACUUGCUGUCCCGUUUUGCCCGUGAUGAAUUUGACCAUAACUCUAAGGCCACCAUUGGAGUUGAGUUUCAAACACAAGUUGUUGAAGUUGAUGGUAAGGAAAUUAAGGCCCAGGUUUGGGAUACUGCUGGUCAAGAACGUUUUCGGGCUGUCACUUCUGCUUAUUAUAGAGGCGCUGUUGGAGCUCUUAUUGUUUAUGAUAUCAGUAGAAGCACUACUUUCGAAAAUAUCAAACGAUGGCUUGAUGAACUCAACACCCACUGUGAUACCACAGUUGCGAGAAUGCUUGUUGGGAACAAGUGUGACUUGGAGAAUAUCAGAGAUGUGAGUGUAGAGGAUGGAAAAAACCUUGCAGAAGAGGAAGGAUUAUUCUUCAUUGAAACAUCGGCUCUCGACUCUACUAAUGUGAAAACAGCCUUUGAAAUUGUCAUCCGUGAGAUAUACAAAAAUGUGAGCAGAAAAGUACUCAACUCUGAUUCAUACAAGGCAGAAUUAUCUUUCAAUCGCGUUAGCCUUGCCAAUGGGACCGACAUGUCAAAGCAAAAAACGUCGUGCUGUUCCAGCUAGUUUUGUUCCAUAACUCAUUAUGUUGAUCUUUUCUCUCUCUUUACCUUUCUAUUCUUCUCUGCCCUCAAUUUAAGCUGGGCAGUUGCUCAAGGGUGUGUCUUGUUUGCAUUUAGUUAAUUGUUGUAUCACUUGCAGUCUUGCAACUAAGGGGAGCAGUACACAAUAACCCCCAAUAGGUUAUAAUUGUAUUUUUGAGAAAUAAUUAACUCAUCAAAUUCUAUUCGAGAGGUAUUGCACAAUGUGACCACUUUAAAGUUUUGAUCAUGUUAAAAAAAAAGUUGUGCUAGAA
Molecule: messenger RNA, 1119 nt
Organism: Solanum lycopersicum (tomato)
Lineage: Eukaryota; Viridiplantae; Streptophyta; Magnoliopsida; Solanales; Solanaceae
Product: ras-related protein RABA5b
Biological process (GO): vesicle-mediated transport
Molecular function (GO): GTPase activity; GTP binding
Source: RefSeq, a predicted model, not a curated record